AUGGUUGGCCUGCCGGCCAGAGGAAAGAGCCUCAUAGCCGGGAAAGCCAUGCGAUAUCUGGGCUGGGUUGGCAUUCCAGCGCGUGUAUUCAAUGUGGGCACCUAUCGCCGUCAAGGCACCCCCCAGCCAACAGCCACUUUCUUUGAUCCUCGGAACUCGGAGGGAGAAAAGAUGCGACGGGCAGCCGCUGAAGCUGCGGUGACGGAUAUGCUCAAGUGGUUUGAGUCAGGGAAAGGCGUUGUGGCCAUUCUCGAUGCAACGAACUCCACGCGGGAGAGACGUCGCUGGAUCUAUGAAUGCUGCCACAAUGCCAAUAUCGAGACAUUAUUUGUGGAAUCGAUAUGCGACGAUGAAGAUCUAAUCAUGAACAAUAUCCUCGAAGUCAAGACCACCUCGCCAGACUAUAAGGGGCAGGACCCUGAAGUUGCGGCUCUGGAUUUCCGCAAUCGAAUCCGCAAUUACGAAAAAGUUUAUGAAACCAUCGAUGACAAUGAAAAACAUUACACCUACGUCAAGCUGAUUAAUGUUGGUUCUACCGUAAUUAUCAACCAGAUCAAAGACUACCUGUCCAGUCGGCUUGUCUACUACAUUCAGAAUCUCCAUAUCAAACCGCGUUCCAUCUGGCUUUCUAGGCACGGAGAAUCGGAAUAUAACCUAACGGGGAAGAUUGGUGGGGACUCGAAUAUCUCCCAGCGUGGAGAAGCAUACGCCCGAGCCCUCCCUGGUCUUCUCAAAAAGUCUGGCGUCCCGCCAAACACAAAGAUUGUGAUCUGGACUUCGACCCUGAAACGGACAAUUCAAACUGCGCGCCAUCUUGCGGCUGAAACCAGCUACGAGAAAUUGGAGUGGAAGGCUCUUGAUGAACUCGACUCCGGGGUUUGUGACGGCCUUACCUACGAGGAAAUCGCAGAAAGAUACCCCGAAGACUUUGCAGCGCGCGACGAAGACAAAUACAACUACCGUUAUCGGGGUGGGGAGUCUUACCGCGAUGUUGUCAUCCGCCUUGAGCCUAUUAUCAUGGAACUGGAACGCAGCGAAAACAUCAUCAUCGUUACUCACCAGGCCGUUCUGCGCUGCAUCUACUCAUACUUCCUCAACGUGCCUCAGGAACAGAGUCCGUGGAUGGAGGUUCCUCUCCACACGCUCAUCAAGCUGACUCCUCGCGCAUACGGCACCGAGGAGCAGCGUUUCAAGGCUGACAUCCCUGCCGUAUCCACAUGGCGCGCCAAAGGAACUUCCGCAAAACACCAAGACUUUCCCACAGAGCUGAAAUUUGAUAGUGGGAGCAACGCUAUGUUAUCUGCGUUUACGGCUCGCCCGCUUGUCGAGCUCAAGCCGCGAGACAAGUCGCGGAUCGAAUCCGUGCUUGCCUAUGGCGAUCGCUUAUUGGUGGGGUUGAAUAAUGGGAGUUUGAGGAUUUAUCGGGUGAAUGAGGUAGGGGUUGGGGUUGGGGUUGAGCUUGGGCGGGAGUCGCAGCCGCAGCCGCAGCCGCAGCAGGAAGGGGUUGGGGCUCGAGUCAUGGAGAAUGGACAUGGGGACGGACAUGGGAAUAAUGCAAGUGACGGGAACGGGAAUGGAGAUACGACGAACACGACGACGAAUAAUGCCGCUACCAACGCGAAAGUGAAACAGACGGAUCUACUACGCGAGAUGGAAAAGUUUUCCCGGUACAAGAUCGAGCAGCUUGCUCUGAUCAAGGAAGCGAAGCUACUUGUUUCUCUGUCCGGUGGAUACGUCUGCAUCCACGACCUCCAGACCUAUAAGCUGCAGGAACAGCUCACGCGGACCAAAGGCGCGACGGCCUUUGCAGUGACGUCGAAUAUCGUGAAUGACCCCGAGACGGGCGUUCCGUCGAUCGUGUCGCGGCUGGCGGUUGCGGUGAAGAGGAAGAUCCUGCUGUGGUCGUGGCGCGAUAUGGAGGUGGAGGAUGACACGACGGAAAUGACGCUGGUGAGUGGGAUAAAGACGCUCACGUGGGUUUCGGGAACGAGGCUCGUCGCCGGGCUGGGGUCGAACUUUGUGCUGGUGGAUAUUGAGACGGCGGCGGUGACGGAUCUGGUCGGCCCCGGGAGUAUCGGGGGACUACCGGGGCAGGAGACUGGUGGUGGUCGGCUUGCCGGCGUUGGUGUCGCCAGUAUGAGUUAUAUUGGCAUUGGAGGGGCAGCGCCGAAACCGUUAGCCACCAGGCUCAGUGAAGGCCAUGUGUUGCUGGCCAAGGAUAUCAAUACGCAGUUCAUGGAUACCAAGGGGAACCCGCUGGGGAGGAGGCAGAUCCCGUGGAGCCACGCGCCUGUGGAUAUCGGGUACUCGUAUCCGUUUCUCCUGGCACUCCAUGAUUCGUCGAAGGGGAUGCUAGAAGUGCGGAAUCCCGAGACGUUGUCGUUGCUGCAGUCCGUUUCGUUGCCGUCCGCGAAUACGAUGCAUAUUGCCCAGCCUACGAUUAGCUUAGCGCAUGCUGGGAAGGGGUUUCUGGUCGCGAGUGAUCGGACCAUUUGGAGGAUGGAAGCUUUGGGUUAUGACACACAGAUUGAUUCUCUCGUGGAGAAAGGCUAUCUGGACGAGGCGAUCAGUCUUGCGGGUAUGCUUGAAGAUGCGCUGCUGAAGGACAAGGAAGGUCGGAUACGGGAGAUCAAACUGGAAAAGGCACAGGGUCUUUUUAGUCUCCGGAGGUACCUGGAGUCGCUGGAACUAUUUACUGAGGUGUCUGCACCCCCAGAGGUGGUAAUCCGGCUUUACCCUAGGAUUAUUGCGGGAGAUCUCACGUCUAUCAUCGAGGAGCCGCCCGAGGAGUCGGAGGGGAGUACCACAGAUAGCCAACCAAAGCUUCAGGAUAGCCAGACCCCGGCCGAUGGGAUGCAGACAGAAGAGGCUGCUCCCGUCAAAACCCUGACCCAUACUCCGUCCGUGAUGUCUUUCCUGCGGACAAGGGUGGAAGAUGGAAAUGGCAGCGACGCGGGGAGUAUCCGAGGGAAACCUGCAGAAGACCCGCGGCCUGAAAAGCCGCUCACCGGGAAGGACCUUAAACUUGCUGUUCGUGAGCUACAGGCCUACCUGGCUGAUGUCCGGCGGCGCUUCCAGCGGUUUUUGAACCCGGACGGCUCUCUCAAGGCCAUGGAUUCGCCAAUGAACGCAGCUAAAGACGAGUUCACCGACUCGGUCCGGAAGUUGCUCGACGUGAGUAAGGACGAGCGCGACUACGAUUUCGGCGAGAAGCUCCGCGAAAAGGCCAAACUCGUCGAUACCACCCUGUUCAGAGUAUACAUGUAUGCCACGCCUUCUCUUGCCGGUUCCCUCUUCCGUAUCGCCAACUUCUGCGAUCCAGAAGUCGUGAUGGAAAAGCUGGACGAAACCGGUCGUCACAACGAUCUGAUCGACUUCCUAUACGGCAAGAAAAUGCACCGCCCGGCCCUCGAGCUUCUAAAGAAAUUCGGACAAGCCGAAUCGGAAGAAGAAACCGCGCCGCAGCUGCACGGCCCCAAGAGAAUGGUCGGGUAUCUGCAACACCUUCCCCCGGACCAAAUUGAUCUGAUCCUGGAGUUCGCUGCGUGGCCGGUCCGAGCGGACCCGGAAUUGGGCAUGGAGAUUUUCCUCGCGGAUACUGAGAACGCGGAGACCCUUCCGCGACACCGGGUUCUCGAGUUUCUCCAGAAGCUCGAUGUCAAACUCGCCGUGCGCUAUCUCGACCAUGUUAUCGGCGAAUUGAAUGACCUGACGCCGGAUCUGCAUCAGCGGCUUCUCACGCUUUAUCUGGAUCGGUUGCAGAAGCAUAGCCGGAACAAGGCUGAGUUUUCUAGUGUGGAGGAAUCCGAGGAGUGGCGUGAUAAGUUUAUCGAUAUGCUGCGGACGAGUGCUCAGUAUUCUCCCUCUAAGAUACUGGAUCGGCUUGAUCGAGAUGAUCCUGAGUUUUUCGAAGCCCGGGCGAUUCUCUUUAGCAAAAUGGGCCAACAUCGGCAAGCACUGGAAAUUUACGUUUUCAAGUUGGAGGAUUAUGCAAAGGCAGAAGAAUACUGUAACCACCUUCACAGGACAGAGGACCUGACAACCGUAGAUGAACCCGCGUCUCAAUAUUCCACUCUUCUUCCGUCAGAUGAACAGCCAUCGAUUUACUUGACAUUGCUGGCGCUCUAUCUCUCCCCACCACACGGGUACCAACCGCAAUACGGACCGGCCCUUGAGAUUCUGGCCAAACAUGGAUCUCGAUUGCCUGCGAAUUCUGCCUUGGAGCUCAUCCCCGAGACGCUGCCGGUGAAAGAACUGGAGUUUUACUUCAAGGGCCGAAUGCGGGCCGCUGCGUCGAUUUUGAACGAGUCGAGGAUUGUCACAAGUCUUCUGAAGGUGCAGAAUCUCAAAGCUCGGGCGCAGCUGCUGGUCGGCGAAGGGACGGACGGGAGAUCUUCCAGGUCGAGACAUGUUACGGUGACGGAAGAGCGAGUGUGCAGUGUCUGUCACAAGCGAAUUGGCGGGAGUGUGAUUAACGUAUUCCCUGAGUGCCUUCUUCUUCUUCUUCUUCUUCCUCCAAUGUUGCGUUCCCCAGUUUCACCAGACCGCGUCCCUCCUCCUCAUCGUCCCUCCCUUGAUGGCGAUUUGGACCGACCAGGCUCCUCUGGAAGUGAUGCCUCGUCCGUAUUAUCAAAUGUGACCGCCAUCUCUGCAAUCCAGGCCACCACCACCGCUUACAACCCCGGAACCUCCUCCCCCCUCCGAAUCAACACCACCACCAAUAACAACAACAACAACACCUUAACCAACGGCCUCGAGACCCCCCUCGGUCGUCCUCCUGCCUCCUCCAUGCCGCACCAUGACCCGCUUGGUAGAAAGCCGUCCGGACGCUCCAUCCCGGCCGAGCUGCAGAGACGCUCCCGUCACCACUCGCAAGGCUUCUUCGAGCCAUCCCUUCCGACCGCUUCUUCAUCCGAGGCCUCCCUGUCCGCCUCCAGGAUUGCAGCCCAGGCGGCUAUGCUGCACCAGCAGCAGCAGUCGACUGUGCAGCUGGUCGGAAAACGCCCACCGACUAAUCUAAACAGCCCGGAUGAUGGCUCGCGGAGCCGGAAUGGAGCCAGCGUCUCCCCGCCCCCGCCCCCGCCCCCGCUGCUGCCCUCGACGAGUGCAGUGCCUUCGCUACCGCUCCCAGGCUCGGGGGGGAUCGCUGCCGCUCAGCAGCAGAGCAGUGCCAGUAAUGGGUUCGUCGCGGGACAGGCGCACGCGGCCACGGCGGCGGCGAAUCUAGUGUUUUCGAGGACACCGGCGCUACCGCCCCCGGGGAUGGACCCGGGCUCGUCGGAAAAGGAGUACAAGCAGAAAGGGGAAAAGUCGAAGAUGAAGCUGUUUUCAAAGCCGAAGCAUAUCGGGAUCAGUCGCGAUAAGGACAGUGUCAAGGACCGCGGGCUGCCGUCGCCGAAUAAGCUUGGUGGUCUAACGCGGAUUGUCAGCGCGUCGACAACCAGCUUGGCCGACACGUUUCCCUCCAAUAACUCGUCCAUGUAUAACUUGUCUAAUGCCUCCGCCAGCACGGUUGUCCCGGCGGAGAAGCCGGUGCCGAAUGAAAAGGACAAGGACAAGGACAAGGAAAAAGCGCAUAAACACCAUUUCCUCUCCCGCCAGAAGUUGAAACUGAAGGAUAGAGACGACCAUUAUAAUCUGCCGUUGUCGUCUGCGUCGAGCAAUUCGAAGCCCUCGGAUCCCAAUGCGCCACAGUCGCUGUACUCUUUUACCCCGGCGUCCCCGAGCGCGACGACCACGACUUUUAGCAAGUCCGUGAGUGGAUUGGAUCUGCUGCACGGAGGCCGAGCGCUGCGCGAGAAAAAGAAGGAAGAGAAAGCGCUGGCGGAGUCGGAGCAGCUGGAAUGGCUGGCGAAUUCCACCGUCGCCGGGGGCGCAUCGGCCGCGUUUGCAGGGCCGUCGUCGCUCGGGAGCACCGGGGGGUUAAUGCCUGAAGCUGCUUUACGAGAGACUCUCCAGGGCUUUGGCCUCAACAAUAUGAGUCCCGAAGAUGCCUGGGACUUCUUAAAGGCCAAACUGCUGGUGAUCUUUGAUGGAGAAGACGUGCGCAUUGCAAUCGAAGACCUCAACAAGUUGGUCCAGAUCCACAUCCAGCGCUGCGUGCAGAAACGGACGCCGACGGUCAUUGUCGACGACCUGCGAGAGCUGCUGGAGGCCGGGUUCGCGACCUUGAACCAUACGCUGAAUGGCGUUCCCGAUGAGAAGCUGGUUCCGCAUCUGGUGCAAAUCUGGAUGCUGGUGUUUGGGACCAUUCUCCCCUUCAUUCAAGCGGUGUUCCUACCUCUCGACCUCGAGUUUAAAGGAUGCGGGUCCGUGAUGAACCCGCGAGAGGCCCGCGAGUUUUGGAGUAUACCGCUGGAGGAUGAGUAUUCGGGCUGUGAGCUUGAGGUACGAAAUCUGGUUCUGGUGGCCUUCCGUGAUAUGGUUAUCCUCCGGCGCUACGACGGCCUGAAAGCUACAUUCUCGCGACUCAGCCUCGACAAUAUCAAACUCGGCACCUCCGCUCUCAGCGUGACAACCAAGAGUAGCAGCAACAGCGGACGCCCGGCAACGGCGGCCUCUCUUGACGGUGGCUUUGGCAGCUACAGCUCGCAGUCCUCGACGCUGCUGAACACAGCCGGCAGCUACUCCUCCGAGUCAAUGGGCUGCUACAACCGGAGCCGGGCAGCGUCCAACACCUCCUCCAAUCCCGAUCAGCUCAUCUUCCAGUCGUUUUCCUCGCCCUCGCAACAACGACCCACCAUUAUGCACCGCUCCGCCAGCGCAGCCGAUACGUCGCACGUCAUCACCGAGACUGUUGGCCGCAUGCUGCAAUGCGUGAGCGUGCUCGCCAGCGUACAAACCAGCGACGACGCGCAGGACAAGAUCGAGACUCUCAGCAAAGACCUGAAGCACAACUGGCUUGGACGGGGACGGACAGGACGCGAUCGACGGGGUUUCGUAGGGACCAAGAUCCGCGCGCCGAUUGUUGUACCGACGGAGAAUGACGAUUGCAUGACUGAUACUAUAAACGAAUUGAACUUUCAUAUACAAAAUGGGCGUCAGGAACUGUUUCUAUGA
Molecule: messenger RNA, 7059 nt
Organism: Aspergillus ochraceoroseus IBT 24754
Lineage: Eukaryota; Fungi; Ascomycota; Eurotiomycetes; Eurotiales; Aspergillaceae
Product: putative vacuolar morphogenesis protein AvaB
Exons: 9
Coding region: 1-7059 (2352 amino acids)
Biological process (GO): endosomal vesicle fusion; fructose 2,6-bisphosphate metabolic process; intracellular protein transport
Cellular component (GO): cytoplasm; fungal-type vacuole membrane
Molecular function (GO): protein binding; ATP binding; 6-phosphofructo-2-kinase activity
Source: RefSeq, a predicted model, not a curated record